Crotalus tigris (Tiger rattlesnake) is the source of this 2604-nucleotide messenger RNA. RefSeq names its product dimethylarginine dimethylaminohydrolase 2 (gene DDAH2). Gene Ontology annotation, biological process: arginine metabolic process; positive regulation of nitric oxide biosynthetic process. Bases 339 to 1199 code for a protein of 286 amino acids. The record is from RefSeq and is a predicted model, not a curated record. Lineage: Eukaryota; Metazoa; Chordata; Lepidosauria; Squamata; Viperidae. Gene Ontology annotation, molecular function: dimethylargininase activity; amino acid binding. The transcript is spliced from 7 exons.
AGCGCACGAGCGGCUUGCUUUGGGAGUGGAAGAGUGUGUGUGUGUGGGGGGGGGGGGAGGCUGAACGUCUGGGUCGAUCCCGCCUCCCGCCGGCCCUUUCCCGCUUGCCCAGCGUCCGUCAGGCUGCCGAGAGGAAAAGCGGGGGACCGACGGCGUCGGGCAUUAAGUGAGGCGCUCCGGUCCGGGCAAGAAGAAGGACCGAGCUCAAGAAGGGAGUCCUCGCGGGGAACCCCGCCUCUCCUCGCUGCCUGCCUUUCUCCGGAGUCUCGAGCGAGGAGAAGAAAAAGAAAAGGGGGAGACGGAACUUUCCAGUGAAUGGACUCGCCGAAGGAGCGAACAUGGCCAGUGUCUCCUCCUUUGGCAAGUACACCCACGCCAUCGUCCGCUGCAUUCCUUCCUCCUUUGCCACAGCGGAGACCACAGCAGAUGGAUCUGACAGUGGGGCUGAUCCAGUGGACCUAGCCAAGGCACACCGACAGUAUGGGGUCUAUACUGGCAUACUCCGCCAGAAGCUAGGGCUGCAAGUUAUUGAACUGGCAGCAGACGAGGGCUUCCCCUAUGCUACACUAGUGGGGGAUCUGGCAGUCAUCCAGGGAGAUACCGUGCUCCUGACUCGGCCAUGGAUGCCCACGCGGCGAGACGAGAUCAGCUGUGUCAAAAAGGUCUUGGAGGAGCUAAAACUUCGUGUGGUAGAAGUUACAGAUGAGGGAGCUACCCUGGAUGGAAGUGAUGUGCUCUUUACAGGUAGAGAGUUCUUUGUGGGUAUUUCCAAAUGGACCAAUCACAGAGGAGCAGAGAUGGUAGCUGAUGCUUUUAGAGAUUUUGCUGUGUCUACUGUUCCUGUCUCAGGCACGUUGCAUCUCCGCAGCUUCUGCAGCAUGGCUGGACCUGACACCGUUGUCAUUGGCAGCAGUGAAGUGGCUAAGAAAGCCAUGAAGACCAUGGAGCAAUUAACUGAUCACCACUAUGAGACGCUGACAGUUCCUGAUGAUCCAGCGGCUAAUUGCAUCUAUGCUCGUCUGGGCCAGAAGAGUAGUGUUCUUUUGCAUCGCAGCGCAGAAGUAUACCCAAACAGUGUGCAAACGUUUCAGAAGCUUCCAGAUUACACCCUGAUUCCUUCGGCAUGCACUGAAGUAGCCAAACUUGGUGGGACUCUUAGUUCCUGCUCUCUUCUCAUCAACAAGAAGCUGGAGAUCUAGCACCUAUGGAUUCACAGAAAAAUACAGGUUCCCCCAGUUCCUGGAGCCCUUUCCUUGUUUUGUUUGUGCAGAGCAAUGUAGCUCUUUUUUUUUUUCUUUCUCCAUUUCCUUCUGAAGCAGAGUGCCACCCUAAUUCCCCAUACCUGCUAAUUAGGUCAAAGUUAAAUUUGGCAUCUGUUUCUCUUUUAAUUUACAUUGGAUUUUCUCUCCAACCGAGUCCUACCUCUCUUUACUUUCUCUCUUUACCUUUUCUUAUGUUGCCCUUUAGAAAGAUUUUUACUCCAGCAUAGUUAGGGAUUUAUAUCUCUUGCUCCCAAAACUUAAUAAAAACCACACCGGGAAGCUUGGCCUUUCAGCAGUUCGUCAGUAACUCCUGUUUUAAUAAGGUGGUCAAAUUUCUAACCCACUCGGAUUACUUAAGAAACAGUGGUGCUCCCCCCCCCAGCUCUCUUUUUGUUGUGUCAAUGACAGGAUUUUGUGGGACAAGAUUAUUGCAAUAGAUACUGAGAGAUAUUGGUGGGCAGCCUUUUUUGGAAGACCCUUAGGAGCAUCCAUUGUGAAAUCUGUAUCCACAGUGGUGGCCAAAAUUGGACCUUUUCUCUCUCCCUCUUUCUAUAUCACAAUAUUAACUUUGGAGAGCAGAGAUAUUUUUGUAGCCAAGGCCUGCUUGUGACUGUUAUUGAAAAUGGUCUUCGACUGGCUUGGCAGACAAGUCAUCUUUCAUUGUUAGAGAACUGGGUAAUUCUAAUACCAUUGGUAUUAUGGAUUAGGAGUCAUCCUUAACAGUAAGGGUGGCAAUCUAACACUUCAUAUGUCCUGGCAGAAGUGCAAAGGUCUCAGUGGUGAUGAAGGUUCACAUGACCUUCAGUGCCCCUGAAAUAUUCUCAGAGAACUUCACAAGUACCAAGACAGGAGAAUAUGUGUAGCUCAAAGUUAAACUGUGGAAUCCUUGGUGUCCUUUGAGCUUCGUUGUUUCUUGCAGACGUUUCAUUACCUGACUAAGUUACAUCAUCAGUUGGAUGAUGAAACGUCUGCAAGCAAACAAUCAAGCUCAGCAUUAAGGACUCCACAACUUUGUAAAUGGUAUCUUAUAUCUCUGCUUAGUAUACUGUAUACCAUGGUGCUUUAAUUUGGGUUUCUCCACCAUUUUCCCAGCUCACAACAGUUUCCUUAUUGCCUCUUCUCUGCAAACUCACAAAACUAAAGUCACCCCUGAGGAGAUUUUCCUUCAGCAGCACCACAUUAUGUAUCUGUGUAAUGCGGUUAAGGGGCACUUGUAGCAAUGUUCUUGAGAACAGUUCUGCCGAUGACCAGCUCUAGGUUUCUCGAUGAUUCACUCACUGUCUCCUUUAACCCUCUGUGCAAUCAGUUUAAAAAAAGUAAUAAAUAAAAGACUGCAACAAUU